Molecule: messenger RNA, 954 nt
Organism: Parastagonospora nodorum SN15
Lineage: Eukaryota; Fungi; Ascomycota; Dothideomycetes; Pleosporales; Phaeosphaeriaceae
Exons: 2
Coding region: 1-954 (317 amino acids)
Source: RefSeq, a predicted model, not a curated record
AUGAGCUUUUGGGACAGACCCAAAAAGGGCAGUUCGAUAAGAAAGGCUACCAACAGUACUCCUCCAAGUACUGGAGACACGCCGAUGCAUUCCCCAUCACCAGGUCAUGAACAAUCAUCCAGACAGUCGCAAUUGAAUCAUCGAAAUUCUCGACAGCCUCAUGAAGGGGCGGCGAUUCAUCCAAUUGAACGUUCGACACGUCGAAGUCCUGAAUAUGUCCAGGAGGCCCGUGCUGCAACAUAUGGUCAAGCUCCGGCAUCAACGAACGGCGCUCCAGAGUACUCGGGCAGCGCGAGCCGACCACAGGGCUAUGUCCCACCUUCGCCAUUUCUACAGACUUCUUACAAUGGCCCGCCAAGUCAGGCGAACUACCGGGGAAAUACUCAGGCUUCGACACAACCUGCCUACCCGGGUUAUGCGAGCCUGCUAAAUGAUAACAUCCAGCCUUCGCCGCUUUCGCGCGACUCAUACGUUGGACCGCCAAGUCAACAGAAUUAUCAAGGUAACACUCAAGCUUCAACACAGGCUCCCUCUCAGCCAUACGAUCAACAGGAUCCAUUCCAAAAUCGUACGAAGUUGGACCCCAAAAACUUCAGAUCCGAAAAGCAGAUCAAAGGGGACAGAAAGGCUGAGCAGGCUAGAACGCGUGUACGUCCGACCCGUGAGCGUCAGCCUGUCGUUCCAAAACCACCCAAGAAAGACGAUGAUCCAAGGGCAGGCCGAGUACGCAAGCCUUAUGUCAGUCCGUAUCGACCACCUGUACCUCAGCAGAACCUGGUGCCAGCACCUACGCAUGCCAUGGCCCCGCAGCGUCCUAUUCAACCCAUGGCUGGCCAAGGGCCUGCGUCGUCGACAUACUCCUUGGCACCGCCACCGAAAAAGCCAAAGGCCGACAAACCGAGAGCAUUUCCCUCCUGCUUGAUUAAUUGGAGCUGGCAUACCUGCGUCGAUUGA